Molecule: messenger RNA, 2125 nt
Organism: Anguilla anguilla (European eel)
Lineage: Eukaryota; Metazoa; Chordata; Actinopteri; Anguilliformes; Anguillidae
Gene: tmbim4
Product: transmembrane BAX inhibitor motif containing 4
Exons: 7
Coding region: 137-847 (236 amino acids)
Biological process (GO): negative regulation of apoptotic process
Cellular component (GO): membrane
Source: RefSeq, a predicted model, not a curated record
CCCAGUCAUCACGUGCACUGUCGUCAACAAGGCGGAAGGGAUAUCAAAGCAGUUGUCUCAGUGAGCUAAGCAUAACUGAAAGUGUUUGCUAACUUCAACCUCACAAAAUCAAAUUGUCUGAAUUUCACUGGCCGUCAUGGCAACAGAGAAAUAUCCUCGAUCUUCAAUUGAAGAUGAUUUUAACUAUGGCACAAACGUCGCGACGGCAAGUGUGCAGAUUCGUAUGGAUUUUCUGCGCAAGGUCUACACCAUACUGUCACUGCAGAUUAUCCUGACAACUGCAACGUCUGCCCUGUUCAUGUUCUGCGACACCAUAAAGGACUUCGUGCACGCAAGCCCUGCCCUGGUGUUGGUGUCAGCGAUCGGCUCGCUGGGUCUGAUCUUCGCACUGGCCGUGUAUCGCCAUCAGCAUCCAGUCAACCUGUACCUGCUUCUGGCCUUCACCCUCGUGGAAGCCGUCUCUGUUGCCACAGCAGUGACUUUCUAUGAGUACUCUGUGGUGCUGCAGGCCUUUGGGCUGACGGCUGCUGUGUUCCUGGGACUCACCGCCUACACCUUCCAGUCCAAGAGAGACUUCAGCAAGCUGGGAGCUGGACUCUUUGCCUGCCUGUGGAUUCUCAUCAUUACCAGCUUCAUGAGUCUGUUCUUCCACAACGAGACGGUGGAGCUGGUGUUUGCCGGAGCCGGGGCCCUGCUCUUCUGCGGCUUCAUCAUCUACGACACCCACCUGCUGAUGCACCAGCUGUCCCCCGAGGAGCACAUCCUGGCCUCCAUCAACCUCUACCUGGACAUCGUCAACCUCUUCCUGCACAUCCUGCGCAUCCUGGACGCCAUGAAGAAGAACUGAGUACCUGCACCGCCCUCUGCUGGUCACACGAGGGAGCACGCCUGGGUCAAAUACGUGCCUGAAAUGCUUUUGAAUCCUUCAGGUUAGGGUAAAGUUUGGAACUUGUACGAAAGAAGGGUUCUUUUCUGAGUAUUCGUGAAAAUAGCCGUUUAUUUAAUGAUGUCUGUAUUCUGCAGUGAUUGUACUGCCGUCUAAAGGGUUUUAAAGUAUUUCAAAUUAUUAUUUGACCCAGAUGCGGAUGUGAUGUCAUGAAAUUUUGAUUUGGGGGGGGGGGGUGGGGGUAGUGCUGUCCCUUUAUUUUAUUGUGAAAGUAAUCUUUAUUUCUCCUAAAUCCGCUUGAGUCUGAUCUCCGUAUUACAUCUGUUGUGAUUUCCAGUGUGAAAAAAUAAAUGUUUAAUUGUUGAGGGUGGAGGAGUUUUAAAAAAAAUUAAAAAAAAACUGUAAAUAUAUUUUCUUUUAAAUAUAUUAUCUUUUUCCUGAUGAUUAUAUAACUCCUCAAAAAGUUUUGUUUAUGACUGGCUGAAAUUUCAUGGAUUUUUUAAACUUACAUUUGCUGAGUGUGCAAAUGCGCUUCUUAAGAUGGAUGGACUAGGAGAGGCCUGGUCCUGCUGUGGGUUUAGCUCUUCAGGAGACUGCGCCCACUCUGCUCUUACUGCACCCGCUCUGCUCUUACUGUGCGUUUCCCUUCCGAGGCUGUGCCAGGAGUUUGUCUGAAGAAGCACAGGGGUCCAAAAUGAGUGUGCUGUGGAAUGUAAAAUGUAGAAAUUGCCUUUUUCAUAGUCACUACACAGCAGACUGCAGUAAAGUCAAAAACAUAGCGGAGAGUGAAGACUAGUACUGAGAGAGGAGCUUGGGAUCCUAGCGUAAUGGGGGGGGGGGGGGGGGGGGGCAUGUUCCUUAAAGUGACUGUGUAGCCGAAUAUUGAGAGAUAAAUUGUCAUUAAGGGAUGUUUGCCUGUUUUUUUGUUUUUUUUUGAAUACUUAUUAUCAAGACCGCAAGUGCAAUAUUAAUUAAAAUGUCCAGAAAUAGUGUAGUUGCACGUGUAUGUGGAGAGCACCCAGUCCUGUAUGUGAGCUCAGUGUGUGUGUGUUUGUAAAAUUAAACGUCCUCUCUGCGGUUUAAGGGUCGGAGUAGGGCAGGGAGGGCUGUAUGUGUCUCACUGUGGAAUCUAAAAGAAAAUAAAAUGUAUUAAUUGAAGUGUAGAAAACACAGCUUUGAGUUCAAUUGUUUUUAGUGACAGUGCGUAUUAAAAGUGAUUAAAGAAAAAAAAAACCCUCA